UUAUAAGACACCCUUCCUCUGCUUCCGAAGUAGAUUAAGAUCGACCACAACGAUCACCAACGAUCCAACCCACGCUCAACCCACAGCUGAGAUCGACCACAAUGGCUUCCUUCGCCGGCGUCUCCACCCCCUUCUUCCCCAGUCUUCCUUCGAUUAGAAGAACUCGCAGAUCUCUUCCAUCGCCGAAAACCUUCAUCCCUGCGUCAAAGUUGCAGGCCGGAUAUCAACAAGCGUCUUCAAACAAGCGUCCGAGCUUCUUCAGACAUGGAAUCGGCUCCACCGCCACUUACUGGAAUCAAGCAAGAGUUGUGCCGACAUCGGUGCCGGUUCGGGUUGCCCACGAGCUGCUUCAGGCUGGACAUCACUAUCUCGAUGUUAGGACGGUGGAUGAAUUCAACGCUGGCCAUGCGACCGGAGCUAUCAACAUCCCUUACGUGCUAAAAGUUGGAUCAGGAAUGACGAAGAAUCCCAACUUCUUGGUUGAAGUUUCCUCGGUGUUCGGGAAGGAUGACGAGAUAAUUAUCGGAUGCCGUAGUGGGAAAAGAUCACUGAUGGCUGCAGCUGAACUUACCUCUGCUGGUUUUACCGGCAUCACGGACAUAGCAGGCGGCUACUCUGCGUGGGUUCAGAACAGGCUCCCCACCGAACGGUAGCACGAGGAGAUUUCAUUGUUCCAGACGCAUGGUUUGUUUGUCUUGGGCCUUUUAGUGAACAGAUGCUUCAGUGUAGCUUUGUCCUUGGAAGCUACCUUGAAACGUAAUAAGAUCCAUGUAGAUGAGUUCUCUGGCUGGAAUGCUUUAAUGUGAGCACCUGUGUCAGGAACAUCCUGUAUAAAUUUGUGCAUAGAAAAUACUUUCCAGAUGUUCCAUGCA
This is a messenger RNA of Musa acuminata AAA Group (dessert banana), 872 nucleotides long. Its product is annotated as thiosulfate sulfurtransferase 16, chloroplastic-like. The record is from RefSeq and is a predicted model, not a curated record. NCBI's taxonomy places the organism in Eukaryota, Viridiplantae, Streptophyta, Magnoliopsida, Zingiberales, Musaceae. Bases 102 to 653 code for a protein of 183 amino acids. The transcript is spliced from 7 exons.